CAGACUUUUGGUUGAGGUGGGGAGUGGGGGGCAUUGGGGGAGCUUGAUUGAACUUCUCUUUGUCUGGAUGUGCAAGAAUAAGACUUCCAGUUAAUCCAAUCUCCUCUUCGGGCGAUACGCAUUGUUGGAGGUGAGCGUGUGCCGGCAUGUCUGAUGAAGAAGAAGUGGUCGUGGAGAUCCAGGAGGAGGAAGAAGAAGCUGCUCCCCAGGUAGAAGAGCCUCCUUCCUCUGCAGCUGAUGAACCUGUGGAAGAACCAGUGGAAGAACCUGUGGAAGAACCACUGGAAGAACCAAUGGAAGAACCACUGGAAGAACCAAUAGCAGAACCUGCAGAGGAAGGAACUCCAGCUGCAGAUGAAGAUGAAUCCAAACCCAAACCAAAGGCUUUCGCUCCUUCUAUAACUGUGCCAAAGAUCCCCGAGGGAGAGAAGGUGGAUUUUGAUGACAUCCACAGGAAGCGUCAGGAGAAGGAUUUUUCUGAGCUGCAGUCUCUUAUCGAGGCCCACUUCAUCCAGAGGAAGAAGGACGAGGAGGAGCUCCUAGCUCUCGUUAACAGGAUUGAGAAGCGGCGGGCUGAGAGGGCCGAGCAGCAGAGGAUCCGCACUGAGCAGGAGAAGACGAGGCAGGCUCGCCUUGCGGAAGAAAAGGAGAGGAAAGAGCAGGAAGAAGCUCGGAAGAAGCAGGACGAAGAGGCCAAGAAGAAGAAGGCUCUGACCAACAGGACCCAGCAGUACGGUGGCGUUCAGCAGCGGCAAGAUGCAAAGCGGGGAGCAAAAAAGCAGACCGAGCGAGAGAAGAAAAGGAAGAUCCUGGCAGAGAGGAAGAAACCACUCAACAUCGAAAAUCUCAAAGAGGACAAGCUGAAGGAGAAAGCCAGUGAUUUGUGGCAGUGGCUGUGGACACUGGAGGCGGAGAAGUUUGACCUGACGGAGGAACUGAAGAGACAGAAGUAUGAUAUCAACCUCCUGCAGAAUCGCGUUCAGGCCACCCAGAGCACCAAAGGACGAGGAAAGGCCAAAGGCAGGGUGAGAUAGACGGCGGCGCUGAACGGAGAUGGUGGAGGCGGCGCACGAGCGGGACCCCCCCCCCCAAACUUUAAACAACAAUAAACGGUUCCUGAAGUCUC
Oryzias latipes (Japanese medaka) is the source of this 1126-nucleotide messenger RNA. Its product is annotated as troponin T, cardiac muscle. Gene Ontology annotation, biological process: regulation of muscle contraction; sarcomere organization; cardiac muscle contraction. Gene Ontology annotation, cellular component: troponin complex. NCBI's taxonomy places the organism in Eukaryota, Metazoa, Chordata, Actinopteri, Beloniformes, Adrianichthyidae. Gene Ontology annotation, molecular function: troponin I binding; troponin C binding; tropomyosin binding. The record is from RefSeq and is a predicted model, not a curated record.